CCAUUACUCUAUUUUCUCUCUAAAAAUCUUUUCCCUUUUUUUUUAUAUAAAAAAAUAUUUUUUUACUAAUAAAUCAAGACAUUUAAGCAUGUUUGGAAUCAUGAAAUAAUUCCAAUUAUAAGCCAACCCAUUAAGAUCUCUCUAUCUCUCUUCUUUUCUUUUCUUUUUAGUUAUAUUUUUUUCUAAACCAAAGGGAUUAAUAAUUGGAAUCACAUAUCAAUAUAUUCAAAUCAAAACACACCCUUCUCUACCUUCCAUUUCAAUUACACACACAAAAACAUAUCAUACUAUGAACUCUAAUCCCAAAAAAUCACAACCAACAUUAUCACCACUCUCACUACUAAUUCUCACCCUCUCCUUGUUCUUAUUGUUGCUACCAUGUACAUCCUCAACAAACACCAAUUUCCAACACCAAUUCAAAGAAGCACCUCAAUUCUACAAUUCCCCAAAUUGCCCCUCCAUUGAAGACAAUAACUACAUAUGCUCUGAUGAACUAGUUCAUGUUGCAAUGACACUAGACAAGACAUACAUACGAGGUUCCAUGGCAGCAAUCCUAAGUGUCCUUCAACACUCUUCAUGUCCACAAAACAUCUUCUUCCAUUUUGUUUCUUCAACAAAAUCCAACUCAUCAUCACUCUUACACACCACACUCUCAAAAUCAUUCCCAUACCUCAAAUUCAAACUCUACAAUUUCAGCGACGAAUUAGUCUCUGGCCUGAUUUCAACGUCAAUUCGCUCCGCCCUCGAUUGCCCUCUAAACUACGCAAGAUCCUACCUCCCAACCAUUCUCCCAACAUGCGUGAAAAAGAUAGUCUACCUCGACUCCGACCUCGUACUAGUCGAUGAAAUUACGAAACUAGCCUCCACCCCAUUAAACAAGGAUCAAGUUCUUGCAGCACCGGAAUACUGCAAUGCAAACUUCACAGCUUACUUCACUCCCACGUUUUGGUCCAACCCUUCGCUUUCGCUAACGUUUGCGAAUCGAAAAGCUUGUUACUUCAACACUGGGGUGAUGGUGAUUGAUCUUGAGAAAUGGCGGGAAGGAGAUUACACAAGGAAGAUAGAGGAAUGGAUGGAGCUUCAGAAGAGGAUGAGAAUCUACGAGCUUGGAUCGUUGCCGCCAUUUUUGCUGGUUUUCGCGGGGAAGAUCGGAAGUGUGGACCAUCGGUGGAACCAGCAUGGGCUUGGUGGAGACAACUUUAGAGGUUUGUGUAGAGAUCUUCAUCCUGGGCCUGUGAGUUUGUUGCAUUGGAGUGGGAAAGGGAAGCCAUGGGUGAGGCUUGAUGCUAAUAGACCUUGUCCUUUGGAUGCUCUUUGGGCACCUUAUGAUCUUUUGAUCACUCCUUUUUCUUUGGAUUCUUGAUCAUCAUCAACAAAAUUGUUUCUUUUUAUUGGAUCCAUGACUUGUUUCAUAACAAAUCAGCAUUGCAAGAGGUCGAUUAAGAUGAUAGUUGAGAACUGUUAGACGAUAAUUUAGCCAAAUAUUUUAUGUCGGUAGAAACUCAGAUAUCAACUUCAGGUGAAAUCAAUUUCACCUUAGUUUUCACCUUUUAUAUCAUCUAAUAAUUUUAUUUAUUAUCUUUACAUGAAAAUAAUUUCACGUGAGUAUUCACUUUUUUUUAGGUAGUAUUUAAUUGUUUUUAAAUGUAGAAUUACAUAUUAGACAAGGUUAAAAAAGUUGAUACUUUUUUCAAUAAAAUAAGAAAACAAAGAUGAGUUGCAAUGCUGGUUGGUGAAGCAAGGAAUAAACAAGAGUAAAUAGAAAUUUCUUGCUUUUUAAGAUCAUAUAUGAAUUUUCUUCAAUGUGAAAAUUAGCUAUGUACAGAACAAAGCAUAUGCAGGGGAGAGAUCAGAGAAAGGUUGAUGAUCCUUUUUGUUGAUUCAUUCACAAAAAUUUGAAAAACUCAUUUUCACAAGAGAAAGAAGGGGAGGAUUAUAUUUGUGAUUCGUGAAUGAAGGAACAAAGAUGAUUAGUUUGGUUUAUGAGUUUUUCAUUGAGGAUAAUUGUAUUAUUAGAAAAAUUUGUAAACAAGUUAUUAGUGAGUAUAUAGAGAAAGAGAUAUCUUUUAUUGGAUCCAGAAAGCAAUUUUUGUUUCUAAUGAAGAGAAUAAAAUGAAAAGUUUUU
Arachis stenosperma is the source of this 2125-nucleotide messenger RNA. RefSeq names its product probable galacturonosyltransferase-like 1. NCBI's taxonomy places the organism in Eukaryota, Viridiplantae, Streptophyta, Magnoliopsida, Fabales, Fabaceae. The coding region runs from base 290 to 1363 and encodes 357 amino acids. Gene Ontology annotation, molecular function: glycosyltransferase activity. The record is from RefSeq and is a predicted model, not a curated record. The transcript has 2 exons. Gene Ontology annotation, cellular component: Golgi apparatus.